CACACACACACACACACCCUCUCCCCUCCGUUCCCCCUCUCCUCUUCGGCCCGCGGCUCCCCCCUCCUACUUCCAGCCUGCCACCCUGCUCCCGGCCCCCUGCCGCCGCCCGUCUGCCCAAUGCAGUCUGCCGCCGAGCUGCCAAACCCCGUCCUCCCGUCGCCAUCGGUGCUGCUCGGGUCGACCCCUUGCCAUGCACCGCCGGGAGGCCGGGGGAACAUCACCUUCUCCGAGGACGGCUUCCUUGUGGUGGUCACCGGGAAGUCGCUCGCCGUGUUGUCCCUCCAGGCGGGACCGACCUUUGCCCGGACGACCAUCCUCCAGCUGCCGGAAUUGCCGGCCGCGCCUCACGAGUCGCCCUUGGCCUCCUUCCGCGUGCGGCCGGAUCUCCAGCCCGGCUACGAGCCCCCAGCCAUGGGGGAGGAGGAGGAGGAGGAGGCGGCGGCGGCGGAGGCCGCGGCAGGUGAGGACACCCGGUCGCCCGAUGGCCUAGCGGCUCGGCCAGGCCCUCCCGGCCCUACGCCCAUUCCCUUUCCCCUGGGAUCGCUGCGCUUCCGAGCGCUGGUUGGGGCGAUCCCCAACAACUCGCGCCUCCGGGCCCCGUCCUUGGCCCAGCUGCAGAAGCUCCGCGGGUAUGCGCACUUCGGGCCGCUCCCGCCGAAUGCGAUCUUUGGCCAGGCUGUGGACCUGCGCCCGGGGCUGGCGGACGCCGAGAUCGGCGGCAUCUCCGGGGCCAACGUCGGGUCCGGCGCCUGUGCCGGGAGCUCGGACAUCGGCAUCACCGCCGGGCCGGCGGCCGAGCGAACGGCCAUCCUCGGCGCCGGGUCCGGCUCUCCCGAGGACACCUUCCUCCAGGCGGCCUGGUCGGGCCGUGGUAUGGCCCCCUCCGGCGGGUGCAUCCUCGCCGCCGUCAGCCAAAUGGGCCGGGUGGCGGUGUAUGCCCCGACCGGCCACCCGCAGGUCGACGCCUGGGACAAGACCGCCGAUUUGUCGGAGGCCGUGCUCGAGUGGAGCUUGGCGCUGCGCUUCCGCGGUGACGACGCCCAGCCCGCCCUGGUGUCCGAUUGCGAUGGGCUGCCGCGCGGCCGGUGGCUCGGCCAUUCGCCAGCCCACCAGUCGGCUCUCGGUGGGGACGUCUAUUUCCACUGGCGCCCCCCUUACAUGGAUCCGGCGGAGUUGGCCCGGACCCUGGCAUCUCAGGCGUCCAUCUUGGAGGUUUUCGGCUUCCAGCCCGCCGGCCAACCCGGCGCCCCGGUCCGCAGCAAGAAGCGCCCGGCCAGCUGCUUGGACGACGCGGACGACUGUCCGGAGCCCCUGGAGAAGGCCAUCAACGUGCCUUCGGCGUCCGCCUCCAUGCAGGGCCUUUUCGCCUCGAUGGACUAUCGUUCCGGCUUCGAUUUUGAUUUCUCUCGGCGUCUGUUUUCCAUCGAUUGUUUUACCACCUCCGUUCUGGCCUGGUCGCCGGCGAUUCGUCUGGCCGACGCCACGCGUUCCCUCCUACUGCUGGGGAAUCGGUGUGGCAUGGUUUCCCUCUGGGAUGUCCCCGCAUCCAAGGGCAAGAUUUCCCACGUAGGGCACCUCUCCUUGCCGGGCUCCGGCUCGGUGACAUUCAUCUCCUGUCAGCCGAUCUGGCGCGAGGAGCCUGGCACCAGCCGCGACUUCCUCCUGGCGGCAGGCUGCUCGGACGGCAGCGUGGCCGUCUGGCGCGUCGGGAUUGCCCCGACCGCCGAGGGGGCCACCGGCCCCAUGCGCCUGGCCUCGCGAAGCGUGCGCUUCGCCAGCAUCCCCGGCGGUCGGGCGUCGCCGCUGGGGGCCUUCGGCCGGGCCUUCACCGGCAGCUGCUGGUCGACCCCGUUACCGGUGGGCUCGGGCGACUCGGUUCGCCUGCGCUUGGGCUUGGUGUCCGCAUCGGCCGUGCGGGUGAUCGAGCUGGUUGAGCCGGCCGAGCCGGCCGAGCAGCCCAGCAUGCCGGCGGCCCUGCGCCCGGUGGCCGGGCUCCAGCGGGAGGAGCUUCGCCUGGCCGCCGGCGUGGAGAGCGGCACGUUCCGGGCCUUGCGCCGGCCCCUGAGUGGCACCGUCUUCCUGCAGUGGUGCCCGAUGCAGGCAUUCUUCUGUGCGGUCACAAGCGACCUGGACUGCCUGGUGGUACGCGUGGAUGUGCCGUCCCCCGGGCCCGGCACUGGCCGUACAGCUGAAUCUCUCCGUUUGAAUGCCGUGCCCAGCCACUUCCGCCAGAUCCUCCUGGCGGCGGUGCGAAAGCUAUCGCCCUACCGCGGGGCACAGGACCUCCCGCAGGAGGAUUCCCGCCCGGAGGGUGUCGACUUGGCGGCCGGCUCCUCGACCGCAUCCGCGACCGGGGGCCCGGGCCACGACGCGCAGUGUAACCCGGUGGGCCUGGCGCCGCAUGCCCUUCCCCACCUGCUGGGCCUGGCUCCCUGGCUAUCGGGCAACACGGCGGCCAUGCUGCUGGCGCCGCUGGACGAUGUGGCCUUCCAGCUGGCCAGCCCGGUGGUGCAUGUCGUUGCCAUGCCGAGCCUGUUUGCCGUGGCGCCGGAGGCUUUGGUCGGUCUGGGCCCCGAGGCCCUGCUGGCUGGGACCUUCUGCCCGGAGCCAGACACGCCGUCGGCCGCCAGCCGGCAUUUGGCGGCCGACGUGGCACGCCUGUAUGCGCGCGAUGUGCGGCCCUUCUUCCCGGCCGUGGCCCAGGCCACGGCAAACUACCACCGCUGGCUGCUCCAGCGGGUGCUCGGCGACUGCAAUGGCGCUGCGCGUGUUUCCUUUGCCCUGGGGGAGAUGCUCCUCCACUUGCAGGACGAGGCCCAACUUCUGGCGGAAUCGGUGACGGCCCCGGCAAAUUUGGACACACCUCCGAUGGGGGAUGCCCCCGGUGAUAUCACCACCGGGCAGGGAGGGUCGCCGAGCGCGGUGACUGCGCCGAGCUCCGACCCGGCGGCCGGGGCCGGGCCGCCGUUGCGCUCGAGCGCCGACUUCCUGGCCCUGCUCCCGGGGUACGUGGACCAGGGCGAGGGCAAUGGGCCCCUGGCCCAUGGGCCAGGUGCCCCUGUGGAUCUUCUCCAGGCCGACGUGCGGCGCCUGCACAGCCUGGCUCGCAGCCCAGACCCGCUGGUGCAGCUCCACCAGCUGCUGGCCGGGUUGGUGUGCGCGUUUGACUUGGCCAUCCGGCGGUUUGCUGGACGCCCGGCCGCCGGCCGGCGGCUCGCGGCCACCUGGCUCGAGGUGGCCGGCUUCCUCGGCGAGGUGUGGCCCCUUGGCGGCCAGCUGCGGCUUCCCUUCAUGGAUGUCGCCCUGGCCGGGGCCGACGCCGGGUGGCGGUGGCCGGUGUCGCGCUCCGAAGUCCGGCGGGUGGUCCGGUCCCGGGGGUUCCCCCUCCGGACGGGGCUCUUCCACGGGGCCGAAGAGGGGGCCUUGCUCGGGGCGGUACUGGCCCGUGCGGCGGAGGUGCUGCCCAACCGUGCACCGGCUGACCUGGCCAAUCUCCUGCGUCUGGAUGCCUUCUCUUGCCUGCGUGAGGGUGUCCCGGGUGGUGGUCCAAGCGCGGGCGCCCCUGUCCGCCAGUAUACCUGCCUGCCCUGCUUGCUGGAGGCGCAAUUCUCUCGCGCCGGGGCAGCGGCCUCCAAUGCGGCGGCCGAUCUCCCGGACUUCGUGGCAGGGCACCCGCCGGAGUCACUCCAGUGCGAGAAGGGUCACGCUGUAGGGCUUUGCUCGCUGUCACUCCUGCCAUUGUGGUUCCCCGGCGCGGGCUUGGCCCGGUGUGUCCACUGCGCGGCCCGGUUCCUGUGCCCGACGGACGCCUUCUUCGGCCAGCUCGCGGCCAAUGGGUGUCCCAUGUGCGGCGAGACGCUGCUCCGGCAGGACGGCCCGUAGCCAGGGGCCCAGGUGCCAACGAAUACACCUUUGAUCGCGCUCCCGAAAAAGAAACCGAUCGGCGCCUGGGGGGGAUGGGGGCAGCGACUGGAGAAGGGCCAAAGGGGGAGACGCGCCGGGGAGGCCUCGGCG
Messenger RNA from Fonticula alba, 4017 nucleotides. RefSeq lists its product as hypothetical. The transcript is spliced from 9 exons. The record is from RefSeq and is a predicted model, not a curated record. Gene Ontology annotation, cellular component: transcription factor TFIIIC complex. Gene Ontology annotation, biological process: transcription initiation at RNA polymerase III promoter. Bases 121 to 3885 code for a protein of 1254 amino acids. Gene Ontology annotation, molecular function: histone acetyltransferase activity; protein binding. Lineage: Eukaryota; Rotosphaerida; Fonticulaceae.